AAUGCAGAAAACGAUAAUAAUGAUGUGUAACAGAAAAUCCGAAUCCAAACGGCGGAGUCAGUUCGUAUAAUCUGAGAGAGAUUUAUGGAAUUUCACAAACAUCAUGUGUCCUGCACUAUUGGAGAACGAGGAGCGAUGUUUGGGUGGCAUGACUUUUUUUGCGCAAAGCCAUCCAGUGGAAGUAUGCGGCAGCAACGGUCUACCACUCACCCCGAAUUCCAUAACUAUCUACGGAAAGGCGCAAUUUCUAAAGACCAUCUACCAUCCUCAUCUCUCUCCCUAUCUUGACAUAAUUAGAAGCAAACAUGAGAGAAUUGUGGUUGUUACCGAGUACAGUGGAAAUCCAUUAAGCACUAGACAUGAUUUAAGUACAAAAGAAAUCAUCAAGAUAUCCUUUCAGAGUCUCUUAGCAUUACGAUGUAUGAACGAACUAGAUCUCGUACAUAGACACUUGAGUCCAGAUAAUAUAUUGAUUAAGAAAAAUGGUGAUGUCCAGUUAUACAAUUACGGAUUGUAUUACAUGACAGAUGGAGGAAAAAAUAAAUUUUCUUUUCUCAGUUCUCCAAAAUACACAGCACCAGAGGUAUUUCUAAAUCCUAGUCCGAGUGGUGUUAAAAUAGACUCUUGGUCUCUGGGAAUGAUUAUAGCGGAGCAAUUAUUAGGACAACCUAUCUGGCCUGGUAUAAAAUUAUCCCAAUGUUUGAGGAGAGUUCUGAGCUUAAUAUUGUGUGACACUAGCAUAUUUGAACGUCUUGCCAGAGAAAACAAUUGUUUCCAUAUUUAUGAAAAAUUACCAAGAGAGCUAAAGGAAUUUGUAGAUUCGUGUCUGCAAAUUCAUCCUACUAAGCGUAAAACUCCAGAGGAUUUACUGGAGUUGCCAAUAUUUGCGGAACAUUUAAUAAGAAAUACACAAGAAAAGGAAGAAAAUCUCUAUAAGAAUGUUAUUGUUAGAAAAAUGGAUGAGUUGUAUUAUCUAUGGCAAUUGGCCGGUGGAGAUAUUACUGUAGAUCUAAAAAAGCAGAGUCUCAUUAGAUCAAGACCACCUAUCUUAUCUAUUCCAAACUUAGUCAUAUUACUUGGUCAAAUGUUUGGUCAGAGAGAUACUGCUAGUCUACUCGAUGUAAGGGUCGUAAAAGUUCCUAUGGAGACUCUUCGCCAGCGUUUAGCUCAUAUCCCAUACAUAGCAAACUAUCCUUGGUUAACAAACCAAAUGCGAGUUCAGGCACAAGAAGAUUUGACGAAUGCCGCAUCUCAGUUGCCAUUAAUCAUAAGGGAGCGUGAUACAGAAUAUCAGUUUUAUAGGCUUGUCCUAUUCGACAGACUUUUACAAGCUUAUCCGCUCACUCAGGAAGCAAUUAUCGAGGAAGCACAUAAAGAUAUACCGCCUCCAGUUAGAGGUGCCGUAUGGGCGGCUUUACUUGGUGUCACUGGCGAUAUACAAAAGCGUUAUGACAUGAUUGAUAAGGAAACGCCCACUCAUACUGAUCGGCAGAUAGAAGUAGACAUACCGAGAUGCCAUCAAUAUAGUGAAUUACUGUCAUCUGGUGCUGGACAUGAACGAUUGCAAAGAUUGCUAAAGGCGUGGGUCAGGAAUAAUCCACAUUAUGUCUAUUGGCAAGGCCUCGAUUCGCUUACAGCUCCGUUUCUUUAUCUAAAUUUUAAUAAUGAAGCUCGAGCUUUUGCGUGUCUAUCAACUUUCAUACCGAAAUAUCUCCAUAAAUUCUUUCUAAAAGAUAAUUCAGCAGUGAUACAGGAAUAUCUGGGCAAAUUUUCCCAAAUUAUUGCAUUCCAUGAUCCCCAAUUAGCGAAUCAUCUGAAGUCUAUAAAUUUUGUACCGGAACUUUUUGCCAUACCAUGGUUCCUAACGAUGUUUUCACACGUAUUUCCAUUGCAUAAAAUAUUGCAUCUAUGGGAUAAACUAUUGCUGGGAGACUCGUCGUUUCCUCUCUUAGUUGGAUUAGCGAUAUUGAAACAACUGCGAGAUUCCUUAUUAAUGUCAGGUUUCAAUGAGUGUAUUCUCCUGUUCUCUGAUUUACCCGAAAUUGACAUAGAAUUAUGCGUUAAAGAUUCCAUGACAAUGUAUCAAAACACACCUGCUAGUAUUACAUACAGAAAACACCAGUACAACACAGCAAAGGAUGCAAACUGGAUUGAACCCGAAGCAGGAACCGAAAAGAUGCCAAGAAUAAGUGUGGAAGACUUUUUAAAUCUUUACAACAAUUCACCAAAUAAAGUCAUAGUGGUUGAUGUACGUAGUAAUAUACAAUUCGAGAGGGGUGCUGUUCUCGGUAGUAUUAACAUUCCAUUUACAAGUGUGCAAUUAUCUCAAACUCAUAUUGACACACUCGGGCCACAUGCAAAACCGUUAACAGAUAAUAAAAGCAGUGUCGUUGUGAUUAUUGGACCGCAUAAUCAAAACAAUGCACUGUUUGCAGAAUUUCUGGUAAAAUGCAGUGUCAUAGGAGUCUGUUCUUUGCAAGGCGGAAUGAACGCGUUACGCUCCAAGUCUCCGAAUAUUAUAGUACCUGCACGUUAACUGAAUUACAUAAUGGCGUUAUACAUAUAAUACUCAAAUCUAUACCAGUGCUGAGGUUUAAUUGCACAUUUCAGCCGAUUUUCAACUUGUUAUCUAAGACCGAUUGGCAUUUAGGCUGUGCAUUGGCUGUGCACAGAUUGGUGAAAUAAGGGGGCAGGAACCAAGCUAAAAAUCAGCCGAAAUGUGCAACUAAAUCCUAGCACUACUCUACACAGUACAAUUGAUAUAUAUCUAUAAAUCUGUAUAACGAUCUUGUAUAACAAUUUUGUUAUAAAAAAUUUCAUUGUAU
Atta colombica is the source of this 2825-nucleotide messenger RNA. Its product is annotated as TBC domain-containing protein kinase-like protein. The record is from RefSeq and is a predicted model, not a curated record. Gene Ontology annotation, molecular function: ATP binding; protein kinase activity; GTPase activator activity. The coding region runs from base 104 to 2536 and encodes 810 amino acids. Gene Ontology annotation, biological process: protein phosphorylation; activation of GTPase activity. NCBI's taxonomy places the organism in Eukaryota, Metazoa, Arthropoda, Insecta, Hymenoptera, Formicidae. The transcript is spliced from 12 exons.